CCGGCAGCGCCAUGGCGCGGGACCCGGCCUUCGUGCUGCGCUACCUGGCUGAGGUGGAGGAGCUGGCCGAGGACGUGCUGGCGGCGCGGCAGCAGAUCGUGGACCUGGACGUGAAGCGGAACCGGAACCGCGAGGCCCUGAGGGCGCUGCACAAGGACGCGGAGCCCGAGGGCAAGGCCAUGGUCUGCUUCGGCAACAUGUUCAUCGAGCUGCCCAAGGCGCAGACCAAGGAGAUGCUGCGGAAGGACCAGGAAAGCCUGGAUGAGGAGAUAAGCAAGCUCCGGAAGGAGCUGCGGGUGAAGGUCAACCGCCUCUUUGAAGCUCAAGGCAAGCCUGAGCUGAAGGGCUUCAACCUGAACCCCAUGACUGCCGAGGAGAUGAAGCUCAUCAAUCGCAUCCUGGAGGGCUGAGGGGGCUGUGCCCUCGG
Molecule: messenger RNA, 427 nt
Organism: Dryobates pubescens (Downy woodpecker)
Lineage: Eukaryota; Metazoa; Chordata; Aves; Piciformes; Picidae
Gene: PDRG1
Product: p53 and DNA damage regulated 1
Exons: 5
Coding region: 12-410 (132 amino acids)
Biological process (GO): protein folding
Cellular component (GO): prefoldin complex
Source: RefSeq, a predicted model, not a curated record